Messenger RNA from Cucurbita pepo subsp. pepo (vegetable marrow), 1697 nucleotides. Its product is annotated as pentatricopeptide repeat-containing protein At1g02370, mitochondrial. The record is from RefSeq and is a predicted model, not a curated record. Gene Ontology annotation, molecular function: protein binding. Gene Ontology annotation, cellular component: mitochondrion. Lineage: Eukaryota; Viridiplantae; Streptophyta; Magnoliopsida; Cucurbitales; Cucurbitaceae.
UGUGAUUAAGCCCUAACAAAACCUCCGACGUAUCACGCACCCAGGACAAGUGAUUAUCAAGAGAAAUGAAUCGUCGGAGUUUACUCUCGAGAGCGUCGGCAGGUUUGCGGCAUCUCUGUACUUCAAACGCCGAGUCGUCGCGCGGUCCUGUGAAUGAUCAGCAGCAGCGGCUCUACCCGAGGCUGUCGAAGUUGGGUGCCACCGGCGGUAGCGUGGCGCAGACAUUGAACCAGUACAUCAUGGAGGGAAAGAUCGUCAAAAAAUAUGAGCUCGAGAGAUGCAUAAAGGAGCUCCGGAAGUACCGUAGAUACCACCACGCCCUUCAGAUAAUGGAAUGGAUGGAGAUGAGGAAAAUCAACUACUCAUUCACUGACUACGCGCUGCGUUUAGAUCUUAUAUCGAAAGUUAAAGGAAUUGCUGCUGCGGAGAAUUAUUUCUGUGAUCUGUCGUCGUCUGCGAAGAAUCGAUUUACUUAUGGAGCUCUUUUGAAUUGCUAUUGCAAGGAAUUGAUGGAGGAAAAGGCAUUGGCUCUUUCUAAGAAGAUAGAUGAGUUGAAGUUUGCUUCCAAUUUGUCCUUUAACAAUCUUAUGACCAUGUAUAUGAGAAUGGAUCAACCCGAGAAAGUACCUCCUCUUAUAGAUGAAAUGAAGCGGAGAGGGAUUUUUCUUAGCACGUACACAUACAAUGUUUGGAUGAACAGUUGUGCUUCCCUGAAUGGCGUUGGAAAAGUUGAAGAAAUUCUCGAGGAGAUGAAAAACGAAGACAGAAACAAAUUUGAUUGGACGACGUUUUCGAACUUGGCUGCUAUCUAUGUUAAGGCAGGACAGCUCGAGAAAGCCGAAUUAGCUCUUAAGAAGGUAGAGAACGAGAUCAAAUCGAAUAAGCAGCAGGAUCGUUUAGCGUACCAUUUCUUGAUAAGCCUUUAUGCAUCGACGUCGAAUCGGAGUGAGGUGUAUAGGAUAUGGAAUGCACUGAAAUCAGUUUAUCCAAUGACAAAUAACAUGAGUUAUCUCGUCAUGCUUCAGGCUCUAAGCAAACUAAAGGAUUUCGAGGGUCUUAAAAGCACUUAUAAGGAAUGGGAAUCUAGUUGCUCGAGCUUUGAUUUGCGGUUAGCGGAUGUUACGAUCGGGGCUUACCUACGACAGGACAUGUACAAAGAUGCUGCAUUGGUCUUUGAGGAUGCCAUUAAGAGAAGUAAAGGACCUUUCUUUAGGGCUCGAGAAAUGUUCAUGAUUUACUUCUUGAAGUUCAAGCAAGUCGAUUUGGCACUCAGUCAUUUGGAAUCAGCUAUAUCUGAAAGCAUGGACGAUGAAUGGCAUCCAUCACCGGCGAUGGCGAAUGCUUUUCUGAUGUACUUUGAGGAAGAGAAAGACGUUGAAGGCGCCGAAGAUUUUGCCAGGAUUUUGAAGAGAUUUAAGUGUCUCGACGCUAGUGCAUACCAUCUAUUGCUCAAGACCUAUGCAGCUGCAGGAAAACGAGCCCCCGACAUGCGACAAAGAUUGAAAGAAGACAACAUUGAGAAGUUCCCUUGGUUUGUGGUAGACUUGGACCGGGUUUUUGUCACCACGUUAUCAGCAUCGAAGAAGCCAGGGCUGGCAAGAUAAGUUCACGUGGCCAUGCCUAAACCAAUCAAUAAGGCUUAUUGAUUGAAGAGGGAAAAAUGACUACUUAUUAGCUUAGCUAGCCUUCUGGGAGAG